Messenger RNA from Entrophospora sp. SA101, 804 nucleotides. NCBI's taxonomy places the organism in Eukaryota, Fungi, Glomeromycota, Glomeromycetes, Entrophosporales, Entrophosporaceae. The record is from the annotation of a GenBank genome assembly.
AUGUCCCGUGUUAUCCAAGUUCGCAAAAGCAACCAAAGUCUCGAAGAUUACCAAGCCAACAAACUCCGCCAGACCUUUCAAAGAAUACUAAAAGACAAAAUUAAUUUAAUCGACCUUGACUCAUUAAUUAUGGAAAUUGAAAAACAAUUUUUUCCUCAAAUUUCCACCCCACAAAUAGCCGAAAUUUUAAUUUUAACCGCAACUAGUCUUGUUGAAAGAGACCCAAUUUACGAUGAAUUAGCCACAAGUUUAUUAUUACAAAAGUUAUUUCACGAAAAAAUUAUUAAUGCCCGCUUAUUAGAUUUUGAUUUAGCAAAAUUAAGUCAAAUUUUAGUUCCCGAAAGAGACAAUGCUUGUAAUAUUCGCUCUCCUCAGGACCACGUCGGGGUAGUUCAUUGUUCUAAUCUUUGUACUGAAAUUACCUUAAACACUUCGGAAACAGAAACCGCGGUUUGUAAUUUAGGCUCAAUAUAUUUGCCAAAACAUAUUAUUAACGGAAAACUGGAUGAAGAAUCAUUCCAAGAAACCAUUACUACUGCCAUGCGAAUGCUGGAUAACGUGAUUGAUUUAAAUUAUUAUCCUACCGAGGAAACCCGCAACUCCAAUUUGAAACACCGACCAGUUGGCUUAGGGAUGGGAGGGUUUCAAGACGCUUUAUUUCAAUUAGAUAUUGCUUACAAUUCACCACAAGCCCUACAAUUUGCGGACGAAAUAACCGAAAAAUAUUCUUACUACGCAAUUUUAUCCUCUUCGCAAUUAGCCAAAGAGCGAGGAGUUUACUCUUCUUAUCCAGGCUCAAAAUGA